AUGUCUUCCAUUCGAAAGCCUUACUUCGCAAGAAUCUCUUUAGCACUGUCAAUCCUCUCUGUUGUCCUCUCCAUCUUUGAUCUCAGUUACAAAAUAGGAGCCGAUAAUGCUGGUUUCCGAUGGAAGUGGAAGCCUGUACCUUGGUUCUACUAUCGAUCACGCGGCUACAGAAGAAUCUUCGGAAGUUUCACAGAUACGGUCUUAUUGUUCUGUGUUGUUGCUCAGUUAAUAGUGUCGACCAUUAAUUGUGUUUUUAUCGGAAAAGGACAGGACGGUCCCAUCAAAGUAUCUGUGUGGCCUCUCUUCUUUGCUAUUGCUGCGGUAAUCUCUAAGUUCAUGGAGAAGCCGGCCAUUUCGAAGGACAGUGGCUCCAACAAAGAUGUAUUGGUUUAA
Molecule: messenger RNA, 393 nt
Organism: Thlaspi arvense
Lineage: Eukaryota; Viridiplantae; Streptophyta; Magnoliopsida; Brassicales; Brassicaceae
Source: the annotation of a GenBank genome assembly